GAGAAUGGGUCAGAUUCAAUCAAAAAGGCACCUAAAUUUGGUACAGGCCUGUCGUCUAAGAAGUCAGCGCAAAAAUGUUGUUUGUCAUCAACGGCUUACUUUGGAAUAUCAGUACAUCUUAUCGAAAGAAUUUAAAAGCCUACCUCGGUAUACAAUACGCAAAGGCUCCACGUUUCUCGCCGCCUGAAAUCAAAAUGAACAAGUGGAAUAUCGUUUACAAUGCGAGCGCUUACGGUCCAAAAUGUUGGCAAAAAUUAAGCAAAGAGACCGACAAGCAAACCAUUCAUAUACAAGAGUUGUUGAUGAGUUCGAAUAACAAUCAACGAGACGUGUCUCACGUUGUCUUCGAUGAGGAGUGUCUAUAUUUGAAUAUAUUUAUACCGGAUGGAUCACCAGGCAUACUGGGCUAUGCCGUAAUGGUUUGGUUUCAUGGCGGCGAUUACUCUACUGGUAGUGCCACAGAUAUCGAUCCAUUUCAAAUGGUUUUCAAGCAGAAAGUGAUCGUUGUGACUGUAGCGUAUCGCUUAAGUAUUAUGGGAUUUUUCACAACCGGCGACAACGAAGCGCCUGGGAAUUUCGGCUUAAUGGAUCAAUCGGCCGCUUUGCUUUGGAUUCGCAAGAAUAUUGCUCACUUUGGUGGCGACGCAAAACAAAUAACUAUUAUCGGCCAUGAGGCGGGAGCUAUCAGCGCAGGCUUGCAUUUAACUGCAGGCGAUUGGUCGAGAAAUGCUUUCCAUAAAGUUAUCCUUAUGUCGGGUAAUCCCUUAACUGAAAACACGGUUAAGACCUUCGAUUUUUAUAUCAAUGCUUUGGAUCAAAUAGCCGACAUAUUCGGCUGUAAUCAUAAGCCCACUUCAAUGUUAAUCAAGUGUCUGAAGCGUGUCGAUGCCAAAAUCUUAAUGGAUAACAUACCCGAUGUGGAGUGGGGUCCUAUAAUCGAUCAUGGCUUUAGUAAUACAUCGAAAGGUUUCAUAGAAGAUUAUCCGGUGGCCUUAUUUAAAAGUGGAAAUUAUCAUAAAGUUCCCGUUAUAAUUGGCAUUACAGAUAUGGAAGAUGUUCUUCAGAUAUUGGACAAUAUAAAUACGGAUGAUAAUAAAAUGUCGUCGACAGAUUUCGAAGGUUUCGCAUCAAAGAUCGCCUCCGAGGAUAUACAAAAAUUCAAUCAGAGCGACCUAUGGUGUUCGAAUCUGCACAUUGUUAUCGAUUCGAUUAAUUUGUUAUAUAAGAAUGAAGAAGGCUUAAGCUCAAAUCAGGUGCUCAGCAAUUUCGUCAGCUUUCACACGGACCGCAUGUAUUUGUCACCGCUCUUCCUUUUAGCCAAUUACCUAAACGCUGACGAAGAUGUUUUUGUUUAUUACUUCAAUAUUCGACCUAAAACGGAAUUUUACAAUUUACCUCGAUGGAUUAGUGUACCGAAAUAUUUCGAUCAAAUUUUCAUAUGGGGAGUUCCGUACAUGAAUAAUAACAUGUUUAUCAAUCGUUGGAAUUCAACCGACAAGAAGAUCUCCGAUAUUGUAAUGACGUUAUGGGCGAAUUUCGCCAAAGCCUCCAAUCCGACCGCUUUCAACAUAUAUCUAAAAUGGAACGCUUUCAGUCAAACGAAUCAAACAUAUCUAGUAAUUAAUGAGGAUUUCAAUUUGAAAUCGGUAACGGAAAAUUACAAAAUUAACUUUUGGAACGAAUAUUACCCAAAACUAUUGGAUUUCGCCAUCGAAUGUUGUGCUUCCCAAAACAAGAACAAUAAACUAGAAAAUCUCAACGGUUUCAUUUUACUAACGUUUUCACUAAUGGUUUAUGUAUUUUGA
Glossina fuscipes is the source of this 1805-nucleotide messenger RNA. RefSeq names its product carboxylesterase 5A. Gene Ontology annotation, molecular function: signaling receptor activity; neurexin family protein binding. Gene Ontology annotation, biological process: chemical synaptic transmission; modulation of chemical synaptic transmission; presynaptic membrane assembly. The record is from RefSeq and is a predicted model, not a curated record. Bases 75 to 1805 code for a protein of 576 amino acids. Gene Ontology annotation, cellular component: synapse; cell surface; postsynaptic membrane. NCBI's taxonomy places the organism in Eukaryota, Metazoa, Arthropoda, Insecta, Diptera, Glossinidae. The transcript is spliced from 3 exons.